Molecule: messenger RNA, 1386 nt
Organism: Anthonomus grandis grandis
Lineage: Eukaryota; Metazoa; Arthropoda; Insecta; Coleoptera; Curculionidae
Exons: 6
Coding region: 57-1319 (420 amino acids)
Molecular function (GO): calcium ion binding
Source: RefSeq, a predicted model, not a curated record
GAUAUUUUGACAGAGAUGACUGUCAAACUUAUUCAUUUGACUACAAAUUAAAAUAAAUGGCUGAGCAAAGCUUAAACAACCAUGAGGGAGCUGCUUCAGAAACACCAGAAGCUGCGACUCUCUCUGAAGCCAGCUAUGAAGAAGGACAUUUUAUUGACUACACUAUGUUUGAACCCAAAAAAUAUUAUGCUGCAUCAACUAAAUCUAAAAAUGCAUAUUUUUAUCAAGACUACCCUUACGUGAAGCCCACCCAAUCGGAUUUUGAUAGAAAAGAGGUUACCGGCAGUAAACUAUUUGAAAAAACUAAAAAAGUAGUUACAAUUGAUUCAACUGUAAAAGACGAGCCUAGUAGAGAUGCCUCAAUUCUUAUAUCAGGCUUUGGGAUGCGCAAUGUGGCAUCUUUUCAACAAUUAAUUAAAAUGUCUCACGAAGAAAGAAGAAAAUGGGAGUUAAAAAAGCUUUGGAGAGAUGAACAUGGAAAAACUAGAAGAUCUAAGGAAGAGGAAGAGUUGCUUUUGGCAUCAGCUCGCUCUACUAAAACUGAAACAUCUACCAGUACAGACUCGCGAUCAAGAACAUCCAAAACUAGUUCAGAUAGUUUAACACAAACUGAUGCGACUAUUAGAAAAAACCGUCCAGAAUUGAAACAUUUGGAUUAUCUUCUAGGCUUAGAAACGGAAGUUGAAGAGGAACCAAAACCAUUUCCAGAAAUAGAAGAAGAAGGUGCUACAGAUUAUUUUAAAUAUUCUUCAAAAAAAUCAGUGAAAGAAGCUCAGAAGUAUUUGAGGAUUCAUAGAAUAUUUGAAUGUUUUCAAUUUAUUAUUGCCCACAUGCUAAGUGCAAAUGCCGAAAAUCCUAUUGAAUUUAUUUUAAACUUACUUAAUAAAUGCAUCCUAUAUAGGUCUGGAUUGGGAAAUCCUCCGCUUUUAUAUGAAAAAAAGCACAUUAAUAAGUUAUUUGAUUUAAUGGAUAGAAUGGGAUCGGGAUACAUAGAGAUUUGUCAAUAUGUUACUGGAAUGAAAACGCUUGGAAUAUGCACAUUUAAUGAGGAUCCUGAUUUAAAUGAUGAAGGUUUGGUAACAAGGGAAACGUUUGUGGAAGAAGCCUACGAAGCACAAGUGGCCAUUUUUGAAGAACUAAUUAAGAAAAGGCCCGAGAAAAAUAAACAGAAAUUUAGAAAAGCUCCAGGAAUUUUGGACAGUGUCUCUGUACCAAGUCUUAAUCCACCCUACUUCAUUCCUUCAGAUCUAUUUAAAUUUAGUAAGCAUCAGCUUAACAGUUCUACAUCAAGUCAACAUGAGAAUUUUGAAGGAGAGUAACUCUUAUUCAAAUAUUUUUAAAAUUAUUUAUUUUAGUUAUAUACAUAUACACUUUUUAUUUCUCAAA